Molecule: messenger RNA, 3029 nt
Organism: Amborella trichopoda
Lineage: Eukaryota; Viridiplantae; Streptophyta; Magnoliopsida; Amborellales; Amborellaceae
Product: Double Clp-N motif-containing P-loop nucleoside triphosphate hydrolases superfamily protein
Source: RefSeq, a predicted model, not a curated record
GAGAGAGACAGAGGAAGAGGAAGGAGGAGAAGAGAUGAACAAAUAGACAGAGAUUUAGAAAAAAAUAAAGAAGAGUGACUGAUAAUUAGGUAGAGUGACAAUAGAGUAGGAGAGAGAAAUUAAAAGAGACGAGAGUUUGAGAAGUAGGGGAGAGGGAAGACUAUUAGAGUAGGAUACAUAGAUAAACAGGCAAGAAAAGAGUGAGAAAGUUGGAAAGAGGAGAGAGAAGAUAAGAGAUAGGUGUUAGUAGAGGGAAGAGAGAGAGAGAAUUAGCAUAGAGAGAUAGAGAGAGAUGAGGGCAGGGGCUUGCAGUGUGCAGCAGGCGCUGACGGCCGAGGCGGCAAGUGUAGUGAAGCAGGCGGUCAGCUUGGCCCGGAGGCGGGGCCAUGCUCAGGUCACUCCCCUCCAUGUUGCCAAUGCCAUGCUCUCCUCCACCAGCGGAAUCCUCCGCACCGCCUGCCUCCAGUCCCACUCCCACCCCCUCCAGUGCAAAGCCCUCGAGCUUUGCUUCAACGUGGCCCUUAACCGCCUCCCUUCUCUCUCUAACCACCCCUCUUCACUCUCUAAUCCUCACCACCACCACCACCCAUCUUCUCUCUCUCAUCACCACCACCACCACCCUUCUCUCUCUAACGCUCUCAUGGCCGCCUUCAAGAGAGCGCAAGCCCACCAACGAAGGGGUUCGAUCGAGAAUCAACAACAACCAUUGCUAGCUGUGAAGGUAGAGAUAGAGCAACUCAUAAUCUCUAUCCUUGAUGACCCAAGUGUUAGUCGAGUGAUGAGAGAGGCUGGUUUUUCGAGCACACAAGUGAAGAGCAACGUAGAGCAAGCAGUCUCUUUAGAGAUCUGCAAUUCGAGCUCCAUCACUGUAUCGGCUAAGCCAAGCAAGGAGCCCUCUCUCUCCCUACCCGCACUCUCUCUACCUACAGUGAGCACCGCCACCACCAGCACCUCGAACUAUGUGAAGAGCAGCCUCGAUCACGUCAAGAGCGAGGACGUGAUGAGCUUGGUGGAUAGUUUAAUGAACAAGAGGAGGAGGAACACUGUUAUUGUUGGGGAGUGCACGCUGAGCACUGAGGGUGUGGUGAGAGAGCUGAUGGGGAGACUAGAGAUAGGAGACGUCCCGGACAUGCUUAAGUCUGUUCAGUUUCUCUCUCUACCAGUCCUGAAUUUCGGACAUAUGUGCAGAGAGGAGGUGGAGCGCAAGCUCAGAGAGCUAAGGUGCAUAGUGAGAGGUUGUGUAGGGAGAGGAGUGAUAAUAUAUGUAGGAGAUCUAAAGUGGACUGUGGAAUUGAUGGUGGGUUGUAUUGAGCAAGUUGUGAUAGAGAUAGGGAGAUUGGUUUCAGAGAGUAAUGGAGAGAAUGGGAGGUUAUGGGUUAUGGGGACUUCAUCUUAUCAGACAUACAUGAGGUGCAAGAUGGGUCAUCCCUCUUUGGAGAGCAUUUGGGCUCUUCAUCCCCUUCCAAUCCCUGCAGGGAGCUUGGGCCUCAGCCUCAAUCCAGAUAGUGAAAUGCAAGGUGAAUUGAGAAGCAAGAAAGAUGGAGAUGGGUUGGGUGAGGUUUGGUGCUUAGAUGAGAUUGCAAUGGAGAAGAAGCAGAGCUUGAGUUGUUGUGCAGAUUGUUCUUCAAAAUUCGAGAAAGAAGCUCGAGAUUUAGUGAAGAGAGUGGAUGAUGAUGAUGAGUCUUGCCCCACUUCUUCUAAUUUGCCUGCAUGGCUCCAACAAUACAAGGACGAAAACAGAAGACUGACUUCCAAUGAUCCCGACUGUCAUCAAGUGAGAGAACUGAGCAAGAAGUGGAACUCCAUAUGCAACUCUAUUCACAAACAGCAGAGCUCAAGAGAGAGAAGCAUGGCUUUCUCUUCCCUGUCUCAAUCUUCUUCUCUCUCAAGCUAUGGGCAGUUCUACCACAACUGGACCAGCCCUAAUCAGCAUUGGAGAAACCACAACCAAUUGUGGAUCUCUUCAAAGGAGAGCUCCACAGAUCUCAGAGAAGAAAAUGGUGAGCCGACAGCAGCACCGAUCCUUUCUCUCUCUACAAGCACCAACCCGGCGAACGCUAACCCCAACCCCAACUCCUCCUCAUCCACCGAAACCAUGGACACAGACUCUCACAAAGCAAAGCAGCUCAAUGCAGAAACCCUAAAGACACUUUAUGAUGGUCUUGAGAAGAGAGUGCCAUGGCAAAAACACAUCAUGAAAGAAAUAGCCAUCACAGUCUUGGAGUGCAGGUCUCGUCUCACAAAGAGAUCAACACCAAGUUCUAGAGAGAGAAAGCAAGAUAUGUGGCUACUGUUCAAAGGCUCUGAUUCUCAAAGUAAAGAGAAAAUAGCAAGAGAGUUGGCAACCCUAAUCUUUGGCUCCGAAUCGAGCUUCUUAUCGAUAAGUCCGAGCUUUCCAGCCAUGGAAAGAGGAAAGAGAAGUAGAGAAGAACCAUGCUUCGUCCAUCUAGAGAGAUUUUCAGAAGCCAUUACUGAAAACCCACAUAGAGUAAUAUUCAUGCCUGGUUUUGAGCAAUCUGAUCAUUAUUUUCAAAUGGGUUUGAAGAGAGUUUUAGAGAGAGGAAAGGUGAUCGACUCCAAUGGCCAAGAAACCAGCAUUUGUGAUGCGAUAAUUGUAUUGGGGUGUGAGAGUUUAGAGAGAGAAAGUAGGGAUUUCUCUGCUCUAACAAGACAGAGAUCAGAAUCAAGUGUUGAAAUGAAUGAGAAGGCAAUGGAUAUUUUGUCUUUAGAUUUGAACAUUUGUGCAGAGGACGAGGAUCGAACUUGUGACCUCGAGCUCGCAAAGUUUGUUGAUGGAUGUUUCGUGCUCGACGUUGAAGGGGGCAGAAGCGAAAAUUAACAGAGUUUUAGGACUGUUCGUUUUCGUGGUUUUGUUUUGUAAAUUAUCAUUUUCACGUCAUACAUGGAUUGCAUUGAGACUUCUCCUCUUUUCUCUCUCUCUAACACAGUCUUAGUACUGUUUUUUUUUUGUGGUUUUGUUUUGUAAAUUAUCAGUUUCAGGUCAUACAUGGAUUGGAUUGAGCAUGCAA